Glycine soja is the source of this 585-nucleotide messenger RNA. RefSeq lists its product as uncharacterized. The coding region runs from base 1 to 585 and encodes 194 amino acids. Lineage: Eukaryota; Viridiplantae; Streptophyta; Magnoliopsida; Fabales; Fabaceae. The record is from RefSeq and is a predicted model, not a curated record. The transcript has 4 exons.
AUGUUUUUACAUAUCCUUGCUCACAACCUAAAAUAUAGGGUAAUGCAAUUUAGUUAUUGUAGAUCUAAAGAAACCAUAAGUAGGCAAUUCAAUGAUGUCUUGAGAGCGGUAAUGAAAGUGAGCAAAGACUAUCUGAAUUUUCAACCCUGUACUUUAGAAGGUGCGGAAGCAAACAAGUGGAGAUGGUUUGAGAGAUGUAUUGGAGCACUUGAUGGGACUCAUAUUCCGAUUACAGUUUCUCCUUAUGAGAGACCUAGAUAUCGUAAUAGAAAAUGUGAUGUCUCUACAAAUGUAUUAGCUGCUUGUGGUCCAGAUUUAAGGUUUAUUUAUGUGUUACCUGGGUGGGAAGGGUCUGCAGGAGAUUCUCGAGUAUUACGAGAUGCAUUACGUCGUCAAAACAAACUUGAAAUUCCAACUGGUAAGUAUUUUCUUGUGGAUGCGGGAUAUACCGAUGGUCCGGGAUAUCAAAAUAAUGUCAUGGAUGAUAUCACAACUAUUCAAGCUACCGAAGAAUGGUCAAGAUUUCAAGAUACAUUAGCUAUGAAUAUGUUUGCUAACUAUCAAGUUAGGAGAAACUUUGCUUAG